This is a messenger RNA of Pseudovirgaria hyperparasitica, 915 nucleotides long. RefSeq lists its product as uncharacterized. The coding region runs from base 1 to 915 and encodes 304 amino acids. The record is from RefSeq and is a predicted model, not a curated record. The transcript has 2 exons. Lineage: Eukaryota; Fungi; Ascomycota; Dothideomycetes; Acrospermales; Acrospermaceae.
AUGGCGUCUCUGUCCGAGAUCACGAAGAUGGCGGAUCGGCCGCUGAACGAACUGCUAACUCACGACCUGGUCGACAUCUACGUCGGGCCCCUCUCAACCCACUGGAUCCUACACGAGAAACUCCUCUGCGCGCGCUCCCUCUUCUUCCGCCGCGCCUUCUACACCUCACACAAGCGCACCUCCACAUCCACACCCUCCAAAUCCCCUCGCUCUCAAACCCCAUCAAGCACAACCCACGACCAAGACAAACCCCCCUCCCCACCCCCCUCAACAACAAAAACCCUCUACCUCCCCACCGACGACACCACCGCCUUCCAAACCCUCACAUCCUGGCUCUACAGCGCCACAAUCCCGCACCCACGCAGCGAAUCCGACCUAACCCCGCUCUUCGACCUCUACCUCAUGGGCACUAAAUGGGGCAUGCCGACGCUCACCGUGCAAGCCCUCGAGGCCGUGCGGUCGUGGUAUGCGGAUAACGGGACGUAUCCGAGCUUGCGGCGGGUGCAGUAUGUGUGUGCGGGUACGGAGCCGGGGGAUGCGAUGAGGGGGUUUGUGGUUGGGUGUGUGGCGAGGGGGCUGGCGCUUGGGGAGGUGGGCGGGCUGCCGGGGCAUUGGGAGAGGGCGUUGAGGAGGGAUGGGGGGUUGGGGGUUGAGGUGCUUUUGUGUGUUCGGGGGUGGGGGGUUAAGGGGGUGGAUGUGCCGGAUUUGAGGAGGGGGGAUGGUGGGGUCGUGAAGGGGGAGAAGGAGCAGGAGAAAGAGGAGAAGGAGCUCAAGAAGGAGGAGAACAAGGAGGAGAAUGAGGAGGAGGAGCAGGAGGAGGAGGAGAAAGCGGAGGAUGAAGACGGGCAAGCGUUCAAUAUGAAGGCUUUGAACAAGGAAUUGCCAAAUGGACUUGUGAAUGGACAUGCCGAGUAA